AUGGUAGUCCCCGAACACGUUUACUCGGCCGCGGUCAAUGGCGACUUGAAUGUACUGCGCGAGUACUUCGCCUCGGGCGACCGCGACCCGAACGACACGCUAGAGCGAAACGGCCGGACGCUCCUCGACGGCGUGUGCGCGGGAAGUUUGCGUCACGCGGUGAUCUCUCCACCGGGAUACCCGGUCCAGACGACAGAGGAGUACGCCAUCAAGUGCGAGGCGGUUUCGUUCCUGCUUUCCCAAGGCGCCUCCGUCGAUUUUCAAGAUCCCAGCGGGACGUGGCAUCGUCCGCUCGUCAUUGCCGCAGCCACGUGUGCUGAGUAUGGAUGCAAUGGUGUCGAGCCCAUGGCUCUGCUCAUCGACGCCGGCGCGGACGUCAAUGCAGACCCGGGAGUCGGGGCCGCGGAAGGCUUCACCGCAAUCAUGCAAGCGAUCGUCGAAAAUGACAUAGACGUGCUCAAGUUCUUGCUAAGCCGCGGCGCGAGGCUCGACGCCGGUAUCGAAACUCGGCGGGCCCGCGCCCUUAGUCAAUGUCGGCUCCAUGGAGUCGGUCGCGCCGCAACUCGCCGGGAGGUGGACGAGCAGACGCUCGAAGAUUGGUGCCGCUUAAUCAUCGAGACACAGGCCGGGUAUGAUGUUCAGAUUGAGCGAUACCGGCGGGCGCCGAUGAUCAAGUUCUUGGGCGACUUCCGGGCGGCCGGCGGGACCGUGAAGAAAUUUUUCUGGGCGCCCCGCGCGGACCUGUGCAUGCUGCGAAUCCUGUGCGAACAGGGUCGCGCGUCGCCGCGGCUCGGGCAGAUCGGCGAGCGCAUGGCCUUUCCGCGCAUUGUCGAUCGCGAGGAGCACGACCUCCUCGUCCGCGUCUUCGCCUGGGCGCCGGCGCACCGGACGGACGCGCGCCGCCGGACGCGUUCCGCGCAAGUCCACGCCACCGCGUCGCAGAGCCCGCUCCCGCGCGACGUCUUCAAGCUGGUGAUCUCGUUCUGGGCUCCCAGUCGUGAGGUUUGGUGGAACGGCGGUUAUGGUUCCUUCUGCAAGUACAACUCUCGCUGGAUUGGCUAG
Pelagomonas calceolata is the source of this 1062-nucleotide messenger RNA. NCBI's taxonomy places the organism in Eukaryota, Pelagophyceae, Pelagomonadales, Pelagomonadaceae. The record is from the annotation of a GenBank genome assembly.